CACCUACCUCUCACAGCCUCUAGCUGGAUCCUCCCCAGGAUCCCGCUCUAUUGCACCUGGCAACUAUAGGACCCCACUUCCUUGGGGACCCGCUUCCAUAGGGCUCCAGUCUUGUAGGGCCUUGCUCCCAUGGGGGUCUACUCCUAUAGGGUCCUGCUCUUAGAGAGUGGGACUCGGAAAAGCCCUGUCCCACGGUGCCUGCUCUCAUAAGAGCCCCGCUCACUCCCACAUUGUCCUUCCCCCAGCGCCUCCCUCCCCUCUGCAGGGAAGGUCCCUUUGAAGUAGCCCCAGGCCUCCUUCCCUGGCCCUGGUGUCCUUAGGCUGCGCUGGUUUUAGCACAUGAGGGGCUAGGGAACUGCUUGGGGGCUAGAAGUCCAUUUCCAUGGGUAAGAAGCUGUGGACACCAGGGACAGUCACGCUCCCUGCCUAGAACACGUAGUUCUUUGGCGUGAAGGACAGACAGGGUGGACAUGGGCAAAUUUCUGACCCACUUGUGGGGACAUUUAGAGCAGGUGUUUGGAGUCACAAGACCGGACCCAGCAGGCUUUUUUUUUCUUGGCUAGGACCCAAGAGACCCUGGCAGGUGUUUAGGAUGUAAGGAGGGUCAGCCCUGGCCCCUCCCACACCCACCUGCCAUACUUCCCAGGGAGGAGCAUUGGCCAGGUGGGCCAUGAAGGGACAGGUUUCUGAGCAAGCUUCACUAAUAGCCACUCCUCAGUCAGGCAUGUCCUUCUGGAGCCUGGUCGCUGCUGGGAUGGGCCCUUGGUGGGCUCUGUGGCUGAUCCUUACCCUUCCCCAAAUCCCGGAGGGCCAGACUCCAGUCAAGCCUCAAGGCUUUCCCCAGCUGACGAGCUUCGAGAAUGACAAGUUUCAGGGAGAAUGGUUUGUCCUUGGAUUGGCGGGCAACAUCUACAAGAGAGAGCACCGGGACUUGCUGAAUCCCUACAUCACACUGUUUGAGACAAAAGACAACAGUAAUUUUCAGGUGACCAACACCAUGACUCGGGGCAAGCGCUGUGACACUUGGUCCUAUACCCUGACCCCAGCAUCCAAGCCUGGGCAGUUCACCAUGGAAAACCAAGGAGCAGACACAGAAGAUGUGCAGGUGAUCGAGACAGACUAUACCAAGUUCGCCCUGGUGCUGUCCCUCAGGACAACAAGCAGCCAGACCAUCACCAGGGUCAGCCUUCUGGGUAGAACCUGGAGGCUUCCUCAUAAGACGAUAGACAGGUUCAUCUGCCUGACCAGAACCCAGAACCUCACCAAGAAUAACUUCAUCUUCCCUGAUGUGACCGGUAAUGGGUUUGCACGCAGUACAUGA
This is a messenger RNA of Peromyscus leucopus (white-footed mouse), 1321 nucleotides long. It is a transcript of the gene Lcn12, whose product is annotated as lipocalin 12. Gene Ontology annotation, molecular function: small molecule binding. The transcript is spliced from 5 exons. The record is from RefSeq and is a predicted model, not a curated record. The coding region runs from base 671 to 1321 and encodes 216 amino acids. NCBI's taxonomy places the organism in Eukaryota, Metazoa, Chordata, Mammalia, Rodentia, Cricetidae.